UGGAGGGUUAAAUAACCUGAGCGUGCUGAAAUAAUCGAUCCAGUAUCAUGCCAAUUGUAUGGACUGAAAGUCAAACUUUGAAAUUAGUGAUUCUUUAUAGUCGACACGAAUGUCUGAGGAAUCCGUUUCACCCUGACUUUACAAAUAAACUUUGUCGCUACAAAGCAUACAAGGACAUUGUCGAUUCCAUAAAUGUCUGUAAUUUAACAGUGUGUGAUUGUAUUAAAAAGAUUACCCAGUUAAAGGCGCAGUACUGUUACGAAUUAUCUAAAAUUAGUGCAGCGAUAUCUUGUGAAAAAGUUUAUAAACCAAAAGCAAGUUGGUUUCCAAUAAUGCAUGAAAUACUUUUUCCAAUUAUUAAAACGUAUAGUUACAGGGAUGAUUCCUGGAAGGUAUGCAUCGAUAAAAGAGACGCGCUGAAAGACUAUCGCAGUAGUGAAGUGAAGGAUCAGUUACUAAAUUCAAAUACGGUAGAAAUAAAAAGAAUACCAAGGUGUUGCAAUUGUUUUCAUACAAAUUGUGGUUGCACCGAACUUGAAAAGGCAAAACCUCGGAUAAGUCUCAAGAAAUACUGGACAGAAGCGGAAUGUGAUAAAGGAAUAAGGUCACAAGUAACUAGAAUCAGUACUGGAUGUAACGCACAGAAAUGUAUUACUGUAGAAAGUGAAAUACAAACAGACCUCUCUUUCUUCAAAACUGAAUGCAAAACAUGUCAAAUCUAUCCGACCGAUGGUACAUCAAUUAAAAGUGAUUUGAAGGACGGUUACCGUGUAGAUAACACAACAAUGGACGAGUUCGACAUGUUUGGGAAGAGCAUAGCAUUUCAAUUGCGAAAUAUACAUUUCGAAGCCGCGAUUAAGUUGGAGAAACGUAUACAGAACUUAGUCGUCCAAGAACGUCUAAAUAAUAUAAAUUCGAAACACAUGUCCCACAGUUUUUAUUUGGAUUGUUCUAGUACUAGCUGUAGCGAGUGUAAAGUUCUGCGCAAGGAAAUGGUUUGUAGUUGCGGACUACCGGUGAUCAAGAUACGGACCGACGCGUCUUGUGAAUUUUCCAAACAACAGACACACAAGGAUGAUUUUAUCUAA
Dufourea novaeangliae is the source of this 1088-nucleotide messenger RNA. RefSeq lists its product as uncharacterized. NCBI's taxonomy places the organism in Eukaryota, Metazoa, Arthropoda, Insecta, Hymenoptera, Halictidae. The transcript has 5 exons. The coding region runs from base 48 to 1088 and encodes 346 amino acids. The record is from RefSeq and is a predicted model, not a curated record.